AUGUCCAUCGCCCACGGAAUCAAACAGCUCGGCGUGCUCGGCGCCGGCCAGAUGGGCGCCGGCAUCGCCUUCGUCUCUGCCUUGCGCGCCAAGGUGCCCGUGCUCGUGCACGACAAGUCGCAGGAGCAGCUCUCGAAGGGCCUCGCCCUCAUGGACAAGCUCCUCGCCAAGGACGUGCAAAAGGGGCGCCUGCAGCAGGCGGACGCGGACGAGGCGCGUGCGCGCGUGCGCGUCGUGGGCUCGCUCGAGGAGAUGCGCGACGUCGACAUGGUCGUCGAGGCCGUCUCGGAGAACCUCGACCUCAAGCGGACCAUAUUCAAGACGUUCGCGCAGACGCUCAAGCCCGAGGCGAUUCUUGCGACGAAUACGUCGUCGAUCAGUAUCACGAAGAUCGCGGCUGCCACGAUUCCGGAGGGGAAGGGUGCUGCGUCGGAGGAGGCGAAGGCGACGACUUCGCGGGUGGUUGGGCUUCACUUCUUCAACCCCGUUCCAGUGAUGCGGUCCUCUAACGGCUGGCCUGUUCCACAGAAACUCGUCGAACUCAUCUCCGCCAUCCAAACGUCCAAAGACACCCUUGACCGCGCCCGUGCAUUCGCCGAAGCGUGUGGAAAGGAGGUGACGACUUCCCAGGACGUCCCAGGUUUCGUCUCGAAUGCUCUCCUCAUGCCCUUCCUGAACGAGGCAAUCAUGUGCCUGGAAAAGGGGGUUGCAACGCGUGAUGACAUCGACAAAACUUUCAAGCUAGGCAUGGCCCACCCUAUGGGCCCUCUUCAGCUCGCCGACUUCAUCGGACUCGACACCUGCCUCUCAAUCCAGCAGACGCUCUACCACGGUACGGGUGACUCCAAGUACCGUCCCUCUGUCCUGCUCGAGCGCAUGGUCGACGCGCAGUGGCUCGGGAAGAAGAGCGGACGCGGGUUCUACGAGUAUAACGACAACUAG
This is a messenger RNA of Coniophora puteana RWD-64-598 SS2, 942 nucleotides long. RefSeq lists its product as uncharacterized. Lineage: Eukaryota; Fungi; Basidiomycota; Agaricomycetes; Boletales; Coniophoraceae. The record is from RefSeq and is a predicted model, not a curated record. The coding region runs from base 1 to 942 and encodes 313 amino acids. The transcript has 8 exons. Gene Ontology annotation, molecular function: NAD+ binding; oxidoreductase activity, acting on the CH-OH group of donors, NAD or NADP as acceptor. Gene Ontology annotation, biological process: fatty acid metabolic process.